CGAUCCCAUCGGCUUAAUCGCCACGCGACCUCGCCGGACGGACCAUCUCUUCGACACCCAUCGUCGUCUUGCUUUCCGAACCACUUUGCGCGAAGACUUCGCUGUUGUCCUUUUGGAUCCCUCGAUCUCUCGUUCCCUCCUCCUUGUUCCGAUAUGUUUAAAAAGUUUUCCUUUGAAGACAUAUCUGCACAGAACCAAGUGAAGGCAUCUGUACAGAGGAAGAUUCGACAAAGUAUUGCCGAUGAGUAUCCUGGCCUUGAACCUCUAUUGGAUGACAUCCUUCCAAAGAAAACACCUCUAAUUGUUGCAAAAUGCCAAAAUCAUCUCAAUCUUGUGGUGAUGAACAAUGUACCACUAUUUUUCAAUGUUCGAGAUGGUCCUUACAUGCCAACAUUGAGGCUACUUCAUCAAUAUCCAGAUAUAAUGAAAAAGUUUCAAGUGGACAGGGGUGCGAUCAAAUUUGUCCUUUCUGGUGCUAACAUUAUGUGUCCUGGUCUGACGUCGCCUGGUGGUGCUUUGGAUGAUGAAGUAUUGGAGGAAACCCCUGUGGCCAUAAUGGCUGAAGGAAAACAACAUGCUUUGGCAAUUGGAUAUACAAAAAUGUCAGCAAAAGAUAUUAGCUCUAUCAACAAAGGAAUUGGAGUUGAUAAUAUGCACUAUUUAAAUGAUGGCCUUUGGAAGAUGGAGCGCUUAGAAUGAGGAAUGCGCACCGAGGACAAGUUAGAAUGCCUUCAGAAGAAUUUUUCAGAGGAUGGAUAAAGGAACUAUUGCCGUAAAGGAAGGGGUUUGAUGAGCGAGGAAAAUGAAGUUUGACAACUGCUUCAAGGAGCCACCACCACGAGAUAAAAUAUGGUUUCCAAAUUUUUCAGUUUUGUUAUAAUGCAGAUGAUGCUGUGUUGUACAAUUUUUAUCAUGUUUUAAGGUUAUUUUCAUUUCAUCAAUGCAUGGACCAUGCAGCUUAUAGACAUUUUACUUUUUGAGUCUUCUAUUUAUUUUUUUGAAACAAUUACAGUUUUUUCUUUUGUUUUUUACCUGUAUUCUAUAAUUUGCAAAUCCAAAUCCAUCGUCACA
This is a messenger RNA of Elaeis guineensis (African oil palm), 1071 nucleotides long. RefSeq lists its product as uncharacterized. The record is from RefSeq and is a predicted model, not a curated record. Gene Ontology annotation, biological process: formation of translation preinitiation complex. Gene Ontology annotation, molecular function: RNA binding. Lineage: Eukaryota; Viridiplantae; Streptophyta; Magnoliopsida; Arecales; Arecaceae.